AUGAGGGCUUUUCUUCUUCUAUCCGUGGGAACGACCAUACUCGCUCCUAUCAUCCAUAGCACUCCCAUCGCUCCCUUCAUUAGUCCCGAUCCAAAGAUCCACUGGGCAUCUUUGGGUGACUCGUGGGCUACAGGGGUGACCUGGUUUAAAGAUAUCGAUUAUGAUGAAGAUUACGACGAAUUGAUCUGUUGCAGACGGUUAAAAGAGGCCUACGCAUACCAACUGUCACAAAACAAUGACUUCUUUCACGUUGGCAAGCAGGUCUUCAAAUGGCCAGCUUGUUCGGGAUUGAAUUUCGGUGACAUGGAGGGCCAAGCUCGUAGAUGGUUGAUGUGUGACGAGGAAAGUUUCGGUACGCUCUGGCGCCGCCCAAAACUCACGUCUCGCCUCCGCCACGACAUCAACGACCUUGCCGAGCUCCUCAAGCAAAAAAUCAUGGAAGGCGUGCAACGGUUCAAGGACACCGACCACAAUGGUAACAGUGUGUAUUUCGUCGAGAUAAGCAAAUCUUUCGAUGGACACCGCUUUAGCGAGAACGAUCAUAACAUUACUGAUCAAUGGGACAGUAUACCCACCAGAGACAGGACUUGGAUCUACCUCCCUCCACGACCUCCAUGGAACGACCCUUGGGUUGUGCCUGCGAAGCGCAGAAAGCCCGUACAGCAAGACAUAGAUGACUGGGUUAAGCAGUAUCCGGAUAGUAGCAUAGGGACGGACGGGAGUGGUUCUAAUCCAGAUCGACCGGGUAUAAUCAUGAAGACUUUCCAUCCCAAAACCUUGGGAUUUGGAAGCAUGGCGGACAAUAUCCAGAAAGUUGUCAAAGACAGGCUGUGA
Molecule: messenger RNA, 834 nt
Organism: Mytilinidion resinicola
Lineage: Eukaryota; Fungi; Ascomycota; Dothideomycetes; Mytilinidiales; Mytilinidiaceae
Exons: 3
Coding region: 1-834 (277 amino acids)
Biological process (GO): triglyceride catabolic process
Molecular function (GO): triacylglycerol lipase activity
Source: RefSeq, a predicted model, not a curated record